GAUUUGAACUCACAACCUUUGGGAUGCUAGACUUUCUUGUUAUAUUCCCACCCAUCACAUAAGUAACCAUCUGUCUUAUGAUACAGUAUCAUACUAAUUUAAGUGUCCCGGAUUUUCAUUUACUAUUUUACAUCUAGUCUAUGAGACCAGGCUGCAAUGAAAUAAAGAGUUCGUUGACUUGUUCAACAAGUGAUCCUGCCACUCACCAUAGAAGGGCAUGUUGUGAUAGCCUGAGUCUGCAUUUCACAUCUGACCACCUGAUGAAGCACAUUUUAAGGAAUCAGACAGUGUUUACUGACAUUCCAUUGUGAGUGAGCUGAAAUGUCAUAAUAACAUUAGGCAACAAGCAUCUUCAACAAACAAACUGUCUUAUACAAUAGCUUACAAUAGAGUAGUUGAGGCAUACCUAGCCUAUUUUGCAAUACGAACAUAAACAACCUAAACAUAAUGUUAUUCGAAGGUUUAAAUAUUUGAGACAAACGUAUGCAACAGCCUAUGACUGUGAAAGGCAAUGCUUGAGAACUUUCUCACCUGCUUUGCUGUCGAACGAUCCUCCUUCCGAAUGACGUCAAAACAGUUGAAAAUUGCUCCGACUGCGAUUCUGGAGACGAAAUAGGAGGACCUUUCGCCGGGGAAAGAGAGAGAGUACCAGCGAAACGAAGUCCCACCCAAACAGGCUACACCUAUUACCUCUCCCUGGACAUAAUAUUGGGGCAGAUACAUCACACAAACUUAGGGGUGUUCGCCCAAGACUAUGGACAAGUUUCUCCUGCAAUUUCAUUGAAUAUAACACAUUUUGGAAAUCAUGCGAUCUGAAACUGGAAUAGUUAUUGCUGCCUUGUUCAGCCUGGGCUGCAGCAUGACACUGACAGCGGACAAGAAAGUGUGUCACGGGAUCAGCAACAAGCUGACGCUGCUGGGGACUGUAGACGACCACUACAACAACCUGGUGAGGAUGUACAGCAACUGUACCGUGGUCCUGGAGAACCUAGAACUCACCUACAUCCAGGACUACCACGACCUGUCCUUCCUCAAGUCCAUUCAGGAGGUUGGAGGCUAUGUUCUGAUCGCCGUCAACAAGGCAGCCAUCAUCCCCCUGGAGAACCUGCGUCUGAUCCGAGGACACUCCCUCUACGACAACAAGUACGCCCUGGCUGUCAUGUCCAACUACGAGAAGAACCACUCCUCUGUGACCCUCAACUACACCCGGGGUCUUAGGGAGCUGAUGCUAAGUGGACUGACAGAGAUUCUCAAGGGAGGUGUGAAAAUUGCCCACAAUCCUUUGCUGUGUAAUGUGGAGACCAUCCAAUGGUGGGACAUAGUAAACAUGGCCAGCAACCCCAGUAUGGAGUUCAAACUGGAGAGCUAUGGCCGUUACUGUGACAAGUGUGACCCUGGAUGCUACAAUGGAUCAUGCUGGACACCAGGACCAGAGAACUGUCAAACCUUUACCAAGCUGACGUGUGCAGAGCAGUGCUCUGGAAGGUGCAGGGGUCCUAAACCCAGUGACUGCUGUAACGGACACUGUGCUGCAGGCUGCACAGGCCCUAGGCCCACUGAGUGUCUGGCCUGUAGAGACUUCCAGGAUGAUGGCACAUGUAAGGAUGCCUGCCCCCCUACCAUGAUCUACAAUCCCAACACCCACCAGCUGGCUUUCAACCCUAAUGCCAAGUAUACCUUCGGGGCCACUUGUGUGAAGACCUGCCCACAUAACUAUGUCGUGACGGACCACGGGGCGUGUGUCCGAACAUGCAGUGGCAACACACACGAGGUGGAGGAGAAUGGUGUCAGGAGGUGCAAGAAGUGUGACGGAAUCUGUCCAAAAGUGUGCAAUGGACUUGGAAUGGGGCCGCUUACUGCCGUCUUGUCAAUCAACGCCUCUAACAUUGAUUCUUUCAAAAACUGCACCAAAAUCAAUGGCGAUGUUUCAAUCAUUGGGACCUCUUUGAAUGGUGAUAGGUACACAUCAACAGAAAAAAUGGACCCUGCCAAACUGGAAUAUUUCAGAACUGUGAAGGAAAUUUCAGGGUUUCUGCUGAUACAAGCUUGGCCAAAGCACCUCGAUUCUCUCAGUGCAUUUGAAAACCUUGAGAUUAUCAGAGGAAGGACCAAACAGUUUGGUCAGGUGAGUUUUGCUGCCCUCAACGUGGCUCAUCUGAAGUAUCUAGGCCUCCGCUCCCUACGAGAGAUCAGCGAUGGCAACAUUGUGGUGAAGAAUAACCCCCAGCUCUGCUACACCAACGAAGGCCACUGGAAUAGCCUGUUCAGACUGGACACACAGUCCUCAAGGGUGGGCAACAAUGCCAACAUCAGUACCUGUGCCCAGCUGAACAGUACCUGUGAUGACAUGUGCACUAAGGAGGGCUGCUGGGGGCCCGGUCCCACCAUGUGUUUAACCUGCCUGUACUACACCCGUAGGGGGCGCUGUGUGGAGGCCUGUCACCUACUGGAGGGGGCACCAAGAGAGUUUGUGUUGAACAACACGUGCCUAGAGUGUGACCAAGAAUGUAUGGUGAAGAACGGAACCGGAAGCUGCUUUGGACCUGGCCCUGACAAGUGUGUGGCGUGCGCCCACGUCAAAGAUGGCCCCCACUGUGUCUAUCAGUGCCCACGUGGCGUUCUCGGGGACGGGGAUAGGCCCAUCUGGAAAUACGCUAACAAGAAGAGAGAAUGUCAGCUCUGCCAUGAGAACUGCACCGACGGAUGCUCUGGACCUGGACUGAGUGGCUGCAACGCCAGAGGUGGUCCCGUCCCGUCGGUGGUGGCGGCCAGUGUGGUGGGAGGACUCCUGGUGUUUGUGGUCCUGGCACUGGGUGUGUUCGUGCUGCUCCGCAGACGUCACAUUGUCAGGAAGAGGACGCUGCGCCGCCUGCUGCAGGAAAGAGAGUUGGUUGAACCCCUGACCCCAAGUGGAGAAGCACCCAACCAAGCCCUGCUCCGCAUUCUGAAGGAGACCGAGUUUAAAAAGAUCAAAGUGUUGGGAUCAGGGGCCUUUGGAACUGUCUUUAAGGGCGUGUGGAUUCCUGAGGGAGAAAACGUGAAGAUCCCUGUUGCCAUUAAGGUGUUGAGAGAGGCCACGUCUCCCAAAGCCAACAAGGAGAUUCUAGACGAGGCCUAUGUGAUGGCCAGUGUGGAGCACCCCCAUGUAUGUCGUCUGCUGGGCAUCUGCCUGACGUCCACGGUGCAGCUCAUCACCCAGAUCAUGCCCUAUGGUUGCCUGCUGGACUAUGUCAAGGAGAACAAGGACCUCAUCGGCUCCCAGUGCUUGCUCAACUGGUGUGUACAGAUCGCAAAGGGUAUGAACUACCUGGAGGAGCGUCACCUGGUGCACCGUGACCUGGCGGCCAGGAACGUUCUGGUGAAGACACCUCACCAUGUAAAGAUCACAGACUUUGGACUGGCCAAGCUGCUCACCGCAGACGAGAAGGAGUACCACGCUGAUGGGGGCAAGGUGCCCAUAAAGUGGAUGGCACUGGAGUCCAUCAUUCACUGGACCUAUACCCAUCAGAGCGAUGUGUGGAGCUACGGUGUGACAGUGUGGGAGCUGAUGACGUUUGGGUCCAAGCCCUACGAUGGCAUCCUGGCCAGUGAGAUCGCUGGAGUCCUGGAGAAAGGAGAGCGCCUGCCUCAGCCCCCCAUCUGUACCAUAGACGUAUACAUGAUCAUGGUCAAAUGCUGGAUGAUCGAUGCAGACAGCAGACCGCGGUUCAGGGAGCUCAUCUCUGAGUUCUCCAAAAUGGCCAGGGAUCCAUCUCGAUAUCUGGUCAUUCAGGGAGAUGAUUGCAUGUACCUGCCCAGUCCCACAGACUCUAAGUUCUACACGAGCCUGAUCAGUACAUCAGAGGACAUGGAGGAUGUGGUGGAUGCAGAGGAGUAUCUUCUCCCCGAUAAGGGCCUCUCCAAUGGGCAGAUCACCCAGCACCACAACUCAAGGGUAAACGUAAACACACACACACACACACACACACAGACACACACAGACACACGGCUGAUGUCUGAUGUGUCGAUUGUCUCACCACAGAAUGGCCAUCCGAUGAGAGAGAACAGUGUGAUCCUUCGCUACAUCACGGACCCCACCCACGGCAGUUCUCUAGAGAAAGAUUUCUCCGCUCUUCCAGAAUACAUGAACCAGAGCGGGAACACCAGGCUCGCUGACGUCUUCAACCCCAACUAUGAGGACCCUAGCGAGCCAGACUGGGCUGGUAGGGCCUCCUUUAGGUACGACCCUGACAACAAGUUCUUCAACUCCCUGCCGCGCGUGCCGGAGGGACCCGAGUACCUCAACAUGGCCCACAGUACCCUCCCUCGCUCCGUCUGCGAGAGCAUGGACAACCCAGACUACCAGGAGGUCUUCCUGCCUCAGGCCACGCCCACCAGUAGUCACUUCCUGCCCGCAGCAGAGAACCUGGAGUACCUCGGAUUGAGCGCUGCUGUACACACCCCUGUACGCUAGGGCUCUCCUCCUACAGAACACAGGGACAGUGAGGGACAAUGGGACCUAAAGAAACUUGGAUGGAGACAGAUGUGGGACAUCAGUGAGGUUUUGGAUGAAUUAGUCAUGUGGUUGUCCUUUUAUUUCUGGAGCAAAUAGGCUUUAUGCAUUGUUCUUGGCAGUUGGAGAUGGAGCAGCACCAAGUCAGCCAAAACCAAGAUGGCGUCAGUCAUGAACUGAUGCUCCUGGAAAAUGUGUUCUCUAUUUCAAAUCCAUGGAUCAACCAUCCAUUUAGACAACUUUGAGUGACUUUCAGAUCAGAAGAAUGAGCCAAAGCCUUGACAUAACAAUUAUGUAAUGCAAAUCAUUUUUAUACUGUUGUUUUUCCAGUCCGUGUGUGGAACAGUUUUUUUUUUUUUGCCAUGAAAUGUGAAGAGGACAGAGUAGACAGCCCACUAAGGCUGGACACUGAUGGACCCUGUGCUUACAUUGUAUUGCGGAUAUCAUAUUUUACAGAUCUUUUCUCUGUUGUACACACUUGAAUGCCAAGACUCAAACCAUUUGGGGUACUGAGCUACCGGUAACUAACAGGGUCAAUCCAAAGGCUUUUGGAAAAUGACACAGAUGUACAGAUUGUGUAGAUCAACGCAUGUCUCGCACAAGACCCACAAGACCGUAAAUAAUAACUAUUUAUUCUAGGUUAUUCAGGUCUCACUCUUUGUCUUAGAAUGAAAACAGUCUUAACUCCUACUAGCAUUAACCAUUUUAAUUGGGCUGUAGUAACCAUAGAGAUAGAAGUUUAGGGCUCAAUUAAAUCUGGAUCGCUGAAGUGUUACUGAUUGCGCGAUAGAAAUGUAAAGGUCAUUUCUGAUCGAGCCGACAUAUGCAGCGUUUACUGUGAAUGCAGUCUCCGCUAACG
Molecule: messenger RNA, 5351 nt
Organism: Coregonus clupeaformis (lake whitefish)
Lineage: Eukaryota; Metazoa; Chordata; Actinopteri; Salmoniformes; Salmonidae
Product: melanoma receptor tyrosine-protein kinase
Exons: 26
Coding region: 806-4453 (1215 amino acids)
Biological process (GO): cell surface receptor protein tyrosine kinase signaling pathway; positive regulation of kinase activity; cell differentiation
Cellular component (GO): basal plasma membrane; signaling receptor complex
Molecular function (GO): epidermal growth factor receptor activity; epidermal growth factor binding; ATP binding
Source: RefSeq, a predicted model, not a curated record